CUCCUUUGAGAAAGUAACCGCAGUAUGUUUGAACAAUUGCAUGUCUAAGCGGCCGGUCCAAGCGCUGCUGUUCGUUUCCUUUCUGUUGGAGGUUUUCCAUCACUCAUCUGGCAAUGUCUUUCCCUUUAAGACAGCCUAGCUCACCUGAAGGUGUAGCUCGCUCACCUGGCUCAGGUGGUUGCAAAACUCAGUCGAAGAGGAGGAAGUAAGUCGGCGCGAUAGUAUGUCGGCCUCAGCAAUUUUCAUCCUUGACUUGAAAGGCAAGCCACUAAUCAGCCGCAACUAUAAAGGAGAUGUCAGCAUGUCGGAGAUUGAUUACUUCAUGCCACUCUUCAUGCAAAAGGAGGAAGAGUGCGACCUGACCCCAGUCCUCUCCCAUGGAAAGGUUCACUUCCUUUGGAUAAAGCAUAGCAACAUAUACUUGGUGGCCAUCACCAUGAAGAAUGCCAAUGCCUCACUGGUAUAUUCCUUUCUCUAUAAAGUGGUUGAGGUUUUUUCUGAAUACUUCAAGGAGCUGGAGGAAGAGAGCGUCCGUGACAAUUUUGUCAUUGUGUAUGAGCUACUGGAUGAGCUGAUGGACUUUGGGUUUCCUCAGACGACAGAUAGUAAAAUUUUGCAGGAGUACAUCACUCAGCAGGGCAACAAACUGGAGAUAGCUAAAUCCCAGGUUCCAGCCACUGUCACCAAUGCAGUCUCUUGGAGAUCGGAGGGGCUUAAAUACAAGAAGAAUGAGGUCUUCAUUGAUGUCAUUGAAUCUGUUAACCUGUUGGUUAAUGCCAAUGGGAGUGUCCUGCUGAGUGAGAUAGUGGGUUCCAUUAAACUGAAGGUGUUCCUUUCUGGUAUGCCAGAGCUACGCCUGGGCCUCAAUGACAGGGUCCUUUUUGAGCUCACAGGACGUGGAAAAAAUAAAUCUGUAGAACUCGAGGAUGUCAAGUUCCACCAGUGUGUGCGACUAUCACGUUUUGACAAUGAUCGUACUAUUUCCUUCAUUCCACCUGAUGGAGAUUUUGAGCUUAUGUCAUAUCGCCUGAGUACACAGGUGAAACCUCUCAUCUGGAUUGAAUCUGUCAUUGAGAAGUUCUCUCACAGUCGAGUGGAGAUUAUGGUUAAGGCAAAGGGCCAGUUCAAAAAACAAUCAGUGGCCAAUGGUGUGGAGAUAAGUGUGCCUGUCCCAAGUGAUGCUGACUCACCCAAAUUCAAAACCAACAUUGGCAAUGCAAAAUAUCUGCCUGAAAAGAAUACUGUUGUCUGGAAUAUAAAGUCCUUCCCAGGUGGUAAAGAAUAUUUGAUGCGAGCCCAUUUUGGGCUGCCCAGUGUUGAGAACGAGGAGCUGGAAGGUCGGCCACCCAUCUCGGUCCGAUUUGAAAUCCCCUACUUCACAGUCUCUGGGAUUCAGGUACGGUACAUGAAGAUCAUUGAAAAGAGUGGGUACCAGGCUCUGCCAUGGGUCCGCUAUAUCACCCAGAGUGGAGGUGCCUGUGCGGGCAUGCAGCCGGGAAAUGCCGAGAUCCGGGCUGGAGACCGGCUAACCGGAGCUGCUGCCCGGGGGGAUAUAACUGAAGUCCGACACCUUCUGCAUCUGGAACUGGUGCAUCCCGACUCCCAUAAUCGCUUUGGCAAGACCGCGCUGCAAGUGGCACUUACCCCCGACGAGAAUUGCUAGAAUGUUCAAGAAUAAAUCAGAAAAAUGUUGGAAAUGUCAUCAGAUACCGGGCUCAUAUUACCAUAUGUGGUGGAUGUGUACAGAAGCUAAAAGAUACUGGACUAAAAUCCACACAUGGAUGGAAAAAAUGACACAAAAACACAUAGACUUUAAACCAAAGAUUUUUUUAUUGGGGAUUGUACCUGAAAUAUACAAUAGAGAAUUGAGAUAUUUGAUUGUGAAUGUAUUAAUAGCGGCUAGAAUUGUGUUUGCUAAUAAUUGGAAAAAUGAGAAAAUGCCAACGCAAGACGAAGUUAUUAAGAAAAUAAUGGAAUGUGCAGAAAUUAGUAAAUUGACAUUUGAAAAUAGAGAACAAGAAGAUAAACAAUAUUAUAAGAUGGGAUUUAUUUUACCAACGGUUAGAUAAAAAGACAUGGAAAUGAAAUAUGGUAGAGAUUUUUCCAAUGCAAGAAAUGUAGAACUAUAUAAAAUACAAUAUAAAGAUGUACUGUUAUUGGAAUGAUUUAGAAGAAUGAAGAGCAUAAUACAAAUUAACUUAAAUCUUAGAUUAUUCUGCAUGAAAUGAGGGAAGAAAUAACCAUAGUUAAACAUAUGAUUAAUGAGGAUAAUAGUAUAUGGAUAUAUAUGAAUAGAGUGAAGAUGCACAAAAGAUUUGUAACCAACCGACACACUGUAUUUACAUUGAAGAUGGUUUUUUAUUUGUUUUUUAUAUAUUUGUUUAAAAAAAAAAUGUCAAAAAAAAAAACACCACGCCCCCUCCAGUCCGCAGAAAAACCUCUCCACAGAACUGGUCCCAGGUGGCCAAAAGGUUGGGCGCUGCUGUUCUAGUUGACAGAACUCUCUGCCCAAUACAUACAUUAUAGGCCUUGGUGAAUCCCUAGCAAAUUAGAGGGAGCUGUUCCCAUAGUCUUAAUACUACUUUUUAAAGAUUGCUACUGUAUAAGUUAUGAAAAUCAUAACUCAGAUUUCCUGCUUGUUAAUGUUUCAUUGGAAAGAGGAGACUUUUCAGUCUGUUGAGAUUGUACUGGGUUUGUGUUUCUAAUGCAGCCCUCAUAGUCCUGAGACACCAAAAUAGCAUAGCAGGACUACUUGAUGCUGGACAGAAAACUAUGGAAGGAACCUGUGGCUUAGAGAGUUGAACUUUAUCACCUAGAAUAAUGUCCCAGCUGCUAGGUGUGGCCUUCAGGGAUACAGAAAAGGAAGGAAGCUAAACAUUUUGUAAUACCAGCUUUCUGCCUGCUUGUCAAGAAUUGUAAGGAAUAGGGGAGGGCUUGGUGCAUCUAUAGAUGUACGCACAGAAGAGAUAGAAAUUUUUAAAAAUGAAACCUUAAACAGCUGAGCUUGUUUUGCAACUUGUUCUGAAACCUUGCCAAAUGCCUAGCAUCUACCAGGAAACCACGAACAGCUGAGAGUUGAGAACAUCAAAAAAUUUCAAUUGUAAGAAACAAGUCACUUGUUUCCUAAUGGAUGUACAGUACGUUUUGUUUCUUAAAGAAAAGCAAUUUUCAUAAAACAUGUUUACUACAUGUAAA
Messenger RNA from Pantherophis guttatus, 3195 nucleotides. Lineage: Eukaryota; Metazoa; Chordata; Lepidosauria; Squamata; Colubridae. The record is from RefSeq and is a predicted model, not a curated record.